Platichthys flesus (European flounder) is the source of this 2528-nucleotide messenger RNA. Its product is annotated as microtubule organization protein AKNA-like. The coding region runs from base 1 to 2445 and encodes 814 amino acids. The transcript has 16 exons. Lineage: Eukaryota; Metazoa; Chordata; Actinopteri; Pleuronectiformes; Pleuronectidae. Gene Ontology annotation, cellular component: centrosome. The record is from RefSeq and is a predicted model, not a curated record. Gene Ontology annotation, biological process: neuroblast delamination; epithelial to mesenchymal transition; neuroblast division in subventricular zone.
AUGGACAACUACUUCACUGCUGAGGAAUUGUCUGGGGUUUCAGAGAUUGAAGAUGAAACUUUCCCCGAGAUUGAUUUUACAGAAAGUCCGUCACAGUCUUACAGCAGCCCCAUAAGCCCCAGGUCCAGUCCUCGUCCUCAGAAGUCUGAAGAGCAGGAGUCUGUCUUUCCUGAACAAGUGACUCGGGUCUAUGACGGACCUUUGAACGGAUCAGUAAAAUUCGUGACUCUGACUUACCCCACGCCGGACUUCUCUAAGGUUAAGCCCAGGGUCCUUCUCCCCAAAGGCGAUUACAAGCCUCCUGUGAGCAGACGCUCUUCCAGGAGGGAAUCCCCGUCCUUCAACACAAUGUAUAUGUCUCCUGCUGACCAUGUGAGGGAAGUACUACUGAGCACCUCCGACGGAUCCUCUCACCCAUCUGCCCCCAACUCCACUGCGCCUCAGGACUUCAGAUGCCGGCAGGAGGCCAUCACACUGGUCGAGCAGCUACAGGAGGACCACAACAGACUGCUGACUAAGCACGCUGAGGCGCAUAACACCAUCGAUGUUCUGCAAAUGAAAGCACAGAUGCAGUCACGACUGAGCCACGACUCCUCAAAGGUCAUGACCUUGGACUUUCCUCGGGCUCAGAGAACAGAGAUCAACUCAGGUUUUAUUCAUCCAGACGGACACUGCGCUCCUCCAAGCCCCUACGUGGGAGAGCAGCUGGCCAAGAUCCUCGACAUCCAGAUUGACAAGUUCCUCCAGCAGCUGCAGAUUUAUGAAGAUCUCCUGAAGAGAAAACAGCUCAAACCUUCUGAACAGAUCGAGGGCCUCGCACAGCUUAACGAGGGGCUGGACUCUUUAGAAAGGGGGUUCCUGUUUGCCAGGGAGGAGCACAAACUCCUGCAGCAGAGAGGAGAAGUGGCCGGCUACUUUGACCAAGAACGAGUGCUGGGGGGGCUGAUCUUCCAGUGUGGAAUGCGUAUGGAUGAGCUGAAGGAGCAGGUGGAGCAGAUGAGCCAGGACCAGCCCACCAGUGAGGCUCCUCCCUCUCCACCUCCUCAGCCCACCCUUUCAACUGUUUCCUCUUUAGAUUGGAGAUGGAGUCUCCCACAGAGCCCACAUAUGCCUCUGCUGGUGGAUUCAGGAAGUGCCUCAGAGCUGGAGGUGAGCCCAGCCAGUGAAGAAGGUGACGAUGAGGAGACGGACGACGAAGAAUCUCUGAAAUGUCAGUAUCUCAAACCUGAUGACCUAACUGAUCACUAUGGAAGCUUCCAGGAACUUCCCAGAACAUUAGAUUAUGACCUCAGGGAAGCAGAGAGAGAGAGGGUUCACAGUAGCAGCCUGAGCAGCCUUGGAGAGACUCCUGAAUCGGAGAAAAGGAACUCCAAUCUCCAACCUGGGAGCAGCAGAAACCUUUCUCAGGAUGGUAUCAUAUCUCCAGAGACGGACAGCGGGUUCAUUGGUUCAGAGCGCUGCCGUCCGACUCCCGCAUAUUGCCCCAGUCCUCUCCACCAGGGGGCGUCACAGAGCUUUUUAGUCCAUCAGGACGGGAACACAAGGACACCUCAGACCAUCUCAGGAUCCUCUCCUCCUUCCUCACCGAUACACCGGCACACAGCUGCAGAGUCCAGAGGGGCCUCCUGGGCCCUCAGCCCCGAACCGACGAGCAGAGGCCGACAGAGGAGGCGCGACUCCUCCUGCUCCCCACAGGGCUGGGUCGGUCAGACAGAGAGAACCAGGGCUGACAGAGGAGCCCGAGUGGAGAGUGACAGCACUUGCACCGUGUCUGAAGACGGACAGAGUAACCAGUCCUCCACCACUGCACCGAGUCACCAUGGCAGUUCUCCCAGAGCUGCACCAAGGACUCAGGAGGCCCAGGUCCCCAGACUGGAGGAGACCGUGCUUGUCCAAAGCAAUGAACCACACCUGAGUCCAGCUGGUGGCAGCAGCGAGUCGACCCCCACCUCAUCUACCUCCGGCUCUCGUCAAUGUCCUCUCUGUGGAUGUCUUCAGCCGAACAGAGACACUAAGACAGACUGUGACAGAGACUCCGCCCCAGGCACAAGCUGCCAAUCAGCUGAGUCCCCGGACAGAGCGGUGAGGAGAGGAUACCACGCAGCUCCUGCUCUGUCGCAGUGCAUGCUGGGAAGCUCACCACGUCUCUUGUCCUCACAGCCCGUCCACGUGUCUCCUGGCACACCCUUAGGAGUCAGAGGUCACAAGGAGGCGAGGAGGAGGACUAGACGCUACAGCUCUGUCGAUGGGCAGAUCUCCCAGGUCUUCUCUCUGAAUACCUUUCUGGACAAAGCCAUCCGUACGAUCAAACACAUGCAGCAGACCACCCGCCACAUGGCUUGCUCCCUGUCUGCUGGGAUGCAGUUUCAGUCACGGCGGAAUCAGUCCACUCUGCAGACGCUGGUCACUAGACUGGGUUCAGCUGCAGACACACAAACUGAAUGAAGGACGUCAGUAAAUAAGAAUCAAAAAGAAUCUGAAAUCUUCUUUGUGAAUUAUCUCUGGUUUCAACCUUCAGAGAGAAUUUG